AUGUCAACCCAAAUCGCACCGGGGCACGUGGGCAACCUCACCCCAGAGCAGGAAGAGAAGCUGCGCCAGCUGUGGCAAGCUUUGUUCCAGAUCUGCGGCGUUGCUGCUGAAGAGACUGGCUCUGCCGGCGCUGAUGCGACAUCCCGUGGAAAGCCGGAAGCAGCGGAAGCAGACGGGAAGAGGAAGCGCUUCGGCGUCUUUAAGAGAAAGGCUGACAAGCCUUCGGCGAGCGAGGCUGACGACGACAAGUAUGGCCAAAACAAGCACUUCCAAGAGGUGCUUGCGAGCCACAGUCCUGAAAUCAUUCGCGAGACGUACUGGGCCAUGGUAAAGCAUGACCACCCCGACGCCCUCGCUUUGCGGUUCCUUCGAGCCCGCAAGUGGGAUGUGGAGAAGGCUCUGGUUAUGCUGGUGUCUACUAUGAGCUGGAGGCAUACUGAGAUGAAAGUGGACGAGGAUAUCAUGAAGAAUGGAGAAGAGGGAGCUCUUUUGGAUGCGCAGAAUGGCAAGGGCGACGCUAAGAAGGUUGGUGAAGACUUUUUGGCGCAGCUCCGAAUGGGUAAGAGUUUCUUGCACGGAGUGGACAAGCAGGGCCGGCCAAUUUGUGUUGUCCGAGUGCGCCUUCACCACCAGGGAGAGCAUUGCGAAGAGAGUCUGGAGCGAUGCACCGUCUUCCUGAUUGAGACUGCGAGAAUGGUGUUGAGACCUCCUGUGGACACAGCUACUGUCGUGUUUGAUAUGACAGGGUUUUCCAUGGCGAACAUGGAUUACACCCCUGUCAAGUUUAUGAUCAAGUGCUUUGAAGCCAACUACCCUGAAUCCCUUGGAGCUGUCCUCGUCCACAACGCACCUUGGAUAUUUCAAGGAAUUUGGAAGAUCAUUCGCGGCUGGUUAGAUCCCGUUGUGGCAGCCAAAGUCCACUUCACAAAUAACAAGAAAGACUUGCAAGAGUUCAUCGAGCCUGCACAUGUCCUCAAAGAGCUUGGAGGCGACGAAGACUGGGAGUACAAAUAUGUAGAGCCCGUCGCGGGCGAAAAUGAUGCGAUGAAGGAUACCGAGACCAGGGGACAACUCAUUGGAGUCAGAGAAAAGCUGAUGAAGGAUUACGAAGAAGUGACUAUGCAGUGGAUAGACAAGGGCGACAGCAAAGAAAUCGCCGACAAGAGGGGCCAGCUGGCGACGCAGCUCAGGGAAAACUACUGGCAGCUGGACCCGUACGUGCGCGCGCGAUCCCUCUACGAUAGACAGGGGAUAUUGCAAGGUGCUGCUGUGGCGAGAUGGUACGAUCCCCCGGCCUCUGAUGGGAAAGGCAAUCUAGAAACAUCAGCCGACGAUGUAGACUAA
Trichoderma atroviride IMI 206040 is the source of this 1344-nucleotide messenger RNA. RefSeq lists its product as uncharacterized. The record is from RefSeq and is a predicted model, not a curated record. Lineage: Eukaryota; Fungi; Ascomycota; Sordariomycetes; Hypocreales; Hypocreaceae.